UGCCUGAACGCACCAUGACACUGGCCGUUAGCCUAGCCUGCUAAUUGAGCUAAUCUGAUUUAUCGCCCUUGUUGAGAGCACGUAACGUCAACGAGGAUUACUAAUUUGAGUUUCUCUUAGCUGCCAUCGACGUAAUAUCCGCGUGACAUAAAACUGCGUCUCAGCAGGAAAAUGGCGUCGCUUGGGGAACCUGUACGUCUGGAGAGAGACAUUAACCGUGCCAUUGAACUGCUUGACAAGCUUCAGAGGACGGGGGAGGUUCCUCCUCAGAAGCUGCAGGCCCUGCAAAGGGUCUUACAGAGUGAAUUUUGCAAUGCUGUCAGAGAAGUUUAUGAGCACGUGUACGAGACAGUGGACAUCAACAGCAGUCCUGAAGUCAGAGCAAAUGCUACAGCAAAGGCGACCGUGGCAGCGUUUGCAGCAAGUGAGGGGCACUCGCAUCCACGUGUGGUGGAACUUCCCAAAACAGAAGAAGGCUUGGGGUUCAACAUAAUGGGUGGGAAGGAGCAGAACUCUCCAAUUUACAUCUCGCGGAUCAUCCCAGGAGGCAUCGCCGACCGACACGGUGGCCUGAAGAGAGGUGAUCAACUUCUCUCUGUCAACGGGGUGAGCGUGGAAGGUGAACACCAUGAGAAAGCUGUGGAACUACUUAAAGCAGCUCAGGGCACAGUGAAGCUGGUAGUGAGGUACACCCCCAAAGUCCUCGAAGAGAUGGAGUCACGUUUUGAGAAAAUGAGGUCGGCGAAGCGUCGGCAGCAGAAUAACUAUCCCCAGUAGAGUUGUUUCAUGUCGACGCCAGUUCUUAUGGCUCUCCUCCUCCAGCCUUCAGGCCAUCUGUUCUGGUCUCUUUCUUAUAUUCCAACUCAGAAACAUUCUAGCCUACUCACACAUAGUUGUAAUUGAUCCACACAAAAGUAUACGUGUUGUACUUAGUUUCUGCACCAAUUAAAUAUUCAGAUUGCUCAUGGUUACUAUGCUGAACAUCACAGCCAAGGCAUCGGCACUCGUCAGCCAUCUCCGUAACCAGGGCAACAGAUUCAGGCUUGUAUUUUGUAUUGCAACGGUCGCGUAAUAGAAAACCUGCUUGGAUAGAAUCGCAUCCAUUGAAAACGUCCGACUUGGUGUCCUGAAUAAGUUCUGCGAGUGUGCAAAAGAGACGGAAACGCGUCGUGGCCUCAUGAUUGAACGUUUUGAUGUUUUGUGGAUGGCAAGUUCAUUUUGAAAAGUUUUUACUUCAGCUCACAUUUGUCAGCAUAACUCACUCACAUCUUGUGCAUUACUUUUGGAACUAGCGGUUGAAUGCUACUUUAUACAAAAUUCCUUUCACGAGGAAAGUUUGCAACUCUUAAGAUAUCAAGUGAAGAGGAGUUCACGCUGUGUUUUUUCCACGUUUGUUUCCACUGAUGGUUCGGCAUAGUUCUUGCGAUACGAUAAAGCUGUUUAAAAACAAAUGCAAAUGUGCAAAUUGAAAGAAGCAGACAUCUAUGAGUAAAGACUUAGAAAAGGUUUUAUAGCGUUGUUUCGCCGUCUUGAGCUUUGGUGUGCCAUUCUACAACAAACUCAAUGUUAAAGUUGCGUUGAAUGUCUCCUUAUUCAUCUGAACUACAUGGUUCCCAUUUUUUUCCAGCGAAAACACAAUGACCUUGACCACACGACAAACACGCUCAUGAUAACCCACUGCAUACAGCCACUGCAGUGUCUGCAGAAUAACAGUAUAUUUAUGUUCACUUAUUUUGUAGCUCACCCUACUCUAAUUGUAAACAGCUUUGCUUCACAACACCAAGUCCCACAAAGAAUUCGUUCUGAUUUUGACCUUGAGAAUUUUUGCCAUCCAAUGAAUAAUCCAUGUCUGCAAUACACUGUGUACAAAUACAACCACUGUCCUUUUAUAGAAUUCUCCGAUAAUACCUUCAUGACACGUAAUGUUGCUAACUUGUGAUUGUUUUCAAAAAGACGUCUCAGCACUACUUUGAUGACUGAGUGUAUAUACCCGUUCAACCAACAGUUGUUUUUCUUAUUUACAUACGGAAUACCAAACAAGCUAAUGAUUUCGAAGUACUGCCUUGCUUGUCAAGUGAAGGAAAAUGAUUGUAAAUAUUUGAAUGAUGUUACAUGUUAUUCAGAUUUCCCCAUGUCAAGCAAAUAACCAUGACGCUUAUUUAGAAAGCUGUCCAAAUAAGUUUGAAAGUCUGGCUCACGAGCGAACACAAAAUUGAAAUGUACACAUCAAUCUAUGCAAAGUAUUUUUUUUUUUAAAUGGGAGACACUUGUCCUCAAUUGCUGCAAAAGAGUUUGUUUUCAUGUAGAAUGUCCAUCGAGAAUGUGUCUAAGGCUGUGCAAAGUUGAAUAUGAAGCAUUCAUUCAACCGGCACAGUGAAAUAUAUUUGAGUAACAAAACAUUUAGAGAAUUUCGGGGGCUACGCCGCUACCUUUUCUUUUUCCUGUAGUCUCCUUGUUUGUUUUCCUUGGCGCACCAUUUGUGUACAUACUGUAGUUUGUGCAAUAUU
Molecule: messenger RNA, 2507 nt
Organism: Hippocampus comes (tiger tail seahorse)
Lineage: Eukaryota; Metazoa; Chordata; Actinopteri; Syngnathiformes; Syngnathidae
Gene: lin7c
Product: lin-7 homolog C (C. elegans)
Exons: 5
Coding region: 172-777 (201 amino acids)
Molecular function (GO): protein binding
Source: RefSeq, a predicted model, not a curated record